This is a messenger RNA of Diaporthe batatas, 4976 nucleotides long. RefSeq lists its product as uncharacterized. The transcript is spliced from 3 exons. Gene Ontology annotation, molecular function: protein binding. Lineage: Eukaryota; Fungi; Ascomycota; Sordariomycetes; Diaporthales; Diaporthaceae. The coding region runs from base 886 to 4506 and encodes 1206 amino acids. The record is from RefSeq and is a predicted model, not a curated record.
AAAGUGGCCUCAAGAUACACAGUACGGUGGUGGUCUUGUUUUGUGUCCCCUUUGGAAGGUUGUUGUCAUUUGCCUCAUGCUGUUAGCCUCGAGUACAUUUGGUUCUUGAAUUGUUUGACGCUCCAUCCCCUUCAUCAGAGUCUGAUUACCCUUGCCAGACCCAACUGCAACCCCAACAUUGAAGUUUAAUUUGUUUUACUGGUUAAUUGGCCGGGGUGGUGGGGACUGCACCACCCGCGUGGCAACGAGCCGAGGGGCGAGCGGCCAGACCAGGCCAGGUGAGGUGAAGGAACAAGUGAAGGCUGCUCAAGACUAACAAAAAGGUCGAGAAGGAACGCCUAAUAAGCCUGUGACUCCCGAUGAGCUAGAGCCAGAACCAGAGCCAGAGCCACAGCUAGAUCCUAAAUAAGAAGCAGGCCGUCCUGUUGGAGCUCCAUCCGCAACUCCCGAACCGUUGAAGCUGCAUUCCACCAGCUGCCCAGGACUCCAGGACCCUGCCAGCUUGCUUGCCGCAAGCACGGUCGAGAGGAGCCAGCCGGCUGAUCGUCUGUGCAUCACCGGAGAUUAAUCCACAGCCCAGCACUCGAGACCCUCUCUUUUCUUCUGCUGCCCUUCUACUGGCCUUCUGCUGUUUUUCUGUCCUUGUCUGUGCUCUGUGCUGUGCAGAAACAAAUCAAAAGAAAUGAGAUAGACGCGCUCCCAAAGCUGCAGCAGCCGCCUCCCGCCUCCCGCCUCGACGCCUCGACGCCUCGAAGCCAGUCCUCGCCGUUACUCGUCAUUGUUCACACUCCCCUAAAACCCCGGCCGCCCGCCACCACCCUCGAGCCCUCGGCGCCUGCUAAGCUUGUGAUGCAUGCAAUCACGGGCUGAGCUGUACUCUAGACCAUGGAAGACAAUAGGUUCCAAAAUGGCCGGAGUGCCCUGCCUCGACCGACCUCCAGACUGCCCAUGCCAAGGUCCACCAGCAUUCCCACGGCCCUGCGACCGUCACAAUCAAGAGAAGGCCUGGCUGCAGCGCCUGAGGUGAUAUCUUCCCGUCUGCGCCCGGCUGCUUCCAGGGAACGGCUCGCGCCCCCUUCCCACGCGUCAGGAAUAAGCAAUAUCACAAACCAACAGUCGCCCGCCGCCUCCAAGAACUUGCCAUCCACACGCGGCCUUCCAAAACCCCGUCCGAUCUCGAGCCUCCCGACUCUCAGUCCCCAGCCCAAAGUUUCCAAGACCGGCAGCAAUGGCAAUGGCAUUGGCAAUAGCAGUGCUUCUUCACGGCUGGCUGCACCUCGAGAUCGCAUGGCAUCGUUACCCGAAGACACCGACUCGCCACGCCAAUCCCAUGUCUCCAAGCUGCCUGGCCCCGGGCUCAGAAGGAAAUCGUCGGCGCAAUGGGUCCCUGCCUUACAGCCAGUUUCCGCCAGGCAAAGGAGCACUAGUACUUCGACUUUGUCAAAUGGUUACGCAUCGAGUGAUUCCUUCUCCCAGGCUAGCCCUAUAGAUGAAGACAACGAUACCACCGGCGAAGACACUCUACGGGCCAAGCCCUCGAAACCAAGACCGUCGUUGGCGGAAAGGACCGUUCAGACUUUGUCACGGCUGCCCUCCACGCCCUCACUACGAGGAAGGGCCUCGAACUCGAACUUCUUUGAGCCCACGGAACCGUACAGGUCGACGUCGAGACCUGCUAGUCGCAAUUCUCGCCCCGGAUCAAGCUUGAGGAACGACGUUUCAACCCCGGCCAGGUCACGACCCUCGCUUAGUAGGCCUGGGUCCAGUUCUGGCCCUCUCCAAGAUUUGUCGACUCCCUUCAACCCGCAGCUACCCCCCGCUGACAGUACGCCGGCGCGUGGACGAGGGCUUGGAAUCUUGCGGACGCCCUCUACCUCGGCCUUGCGAGACCGCUCAAGAUCCAAGAUUGCAUCUGUGCCAGGCUUACGUCGGCCUCGUUCUACGACUCCCAUUGAGGAGCCGCCAGUUCCGACUCCUGAUUCUCCCCUCAACGGCGCCAAGACUCUGCCUACACGGACAAUUACACAGAGACCCUCCGUGAACGGGGUUUUCAAGAAGCCAGCCCUGCCAGCUGCCAGGAAGCUCACAUCAAUACCUUCAGCCGCCAGCAAAGCCAAGCCCGCGCCCCUCAAAUCUCCAGUAACCGUGUCGGAUCGAAGUACAAACGUGUCUGUUGCAUCGACCACCUCAACCAAGUCAACAAGUGUUGGAGGAGAUUCGCCGCCGCCUUUCAAGAAGUCGUCGGCAGCACUGCGUGACCAGAUUGCCAGAGCGAAAGCAGCGAAGCGUUCCGCAGCAGGCGUCAAGUCUCCGCUGCCAGAUGAACCGGCUCAGGCAACUGGUUGGGGCGAGUCACCCGUUGUUCCCACGGACGAUACGUUUGACUUUGGCUUGUCGGAUGACCCUUUCAAUCUCAAUCGGGAUGCCAAUUCGACUUCCAAGAUUGUCAAAUCGCGCGUCACAACUGCCAGGGCAAGUGGCAGGCUCAACAUUGCAGCAUUGGGCUUGAAAGAGAUACCCAAGGAGGUUUUGGACAUGUAUAGCUUGGAGUCCAUCGGCACAUACGACGGCAGUUGGGCGGAAAGCGUCGAUCUUACGAGGUUCGUUGCCGCUGACAACGAGCUGGAGAUGCUAGAUGAGAAGGUCUUCCCGGAUGUCGACCCCGAAGAGCUGGCAGAAGACGAGGAUGCCCAACCCAGCAUAUUCGCUGGUCUUGAGACGCUCGACCUGCACGGUAACAUGCUCAUCGCACUGCCCGCAGGAUUACGGCGUCUCACCUUAUUGACAUCGUUGAAUCUGUCAUCCAACCGUCUUGCCAACAACUGCCUCGAGCCAAUAUCUCAGAUCAUAUCGCUCCGAGACGUCAAACUUGGAGGAAACCUGUUCUGGGGCACGCUCGAACCCUGCUUCGGGCGGCUGAUCAACCUCGAAAUCCUCGACCUGCAUGGGAACAGCCUUCAGGCGCUUCCCACGAGCUUUGCUGAGCUGCACCGUCUUCGCAUACUGAAUCUCAGCGAAAAUAGCUUUGAGUCAUUGCCAUUCGAUGUGCUGUCGAAAUUGCCCCUGACGGAGCUGAAUGCCCGCAAAAACAAGCUUACUGGGACUCUGAUCGACGAUGGGGUGGAGGUCCUGCCAGCCUUGCAGAAUCUUGAUGUUUCAUCGAAUCAACUUACAAGCCUUGCGCGGCCGAAUGCUGUGCUUGCUAUGCCGGCACUCAGCCAGCUCUGUGUGUCUAUGAACCGGCUCCAGGCAUUACCAGACGUCACCUCCUGGUUUGAACUCAUCAACCUGGCUGCUGAUGAGAACAACAUCAAAGCGUUCCCCGAUGGCUUCACAAGCCUUCAGAAGCUGAGAAGUGCCGAUUUCUCAAGCAAUGAUAUCAGGACUGUCCCAGCUGAGAUUGCUCUUAUGGACGGCUUGAAUCUGCUCAGGUUGAGCGGCAACCCACUGAGAGACAAGAAGUUCGUGUCUGCCACGAUCGAGGAGCUCAAGGAGGCGCUCUCAGCACGGAUAGCCCCGCCGCCGCCAGAGGCGGACGAGUAUGACGGCAGCAACGGGCCCAUCGCGGAGGCUUUGACGAGUAAUGAAGCCAGCCCCUUGGACAAUGCGUUCGAUGAUGCGCAUUCGUCGUCUUCUCAAACAGCCCGUGCCCGCAGAGAGCACGACGAAGAAAGCAGGACCGACACAGACGACUUUGCAACUCCACCAACGUCAGUACCCGCUUCCCCUGCACGGACACGUUCCGCGCAAAGCUCGGCGCUUGUCUGGCCGGUGAAGGCUGGGGGCGUGCUGGACAGGUCAGAAACACAGUCGUCGUCUCUGCAUCCUGUUGCCUGCUCCAAGGUGGCGAUGGAGAAUGUGAUCCGUGAGGUCCAGUUGCACCAUAAUCUCUUCGCUGUGCUGCCAGAGUCCCUCAGCUUUUUUGCCGACUCGCUGACCAGGCUCUCGCUGGCCCACAACCAGCUGGUCGGUGAGAGCUAUCUCAAUGUAGGCGAAGGCCUCGACCUGCCUUGUCUCAAGGAGCUCAACCUAUCGUCGAAUCACAUCACUGGGCUGGCGCCGCUGGUCAAACGACUUCGAUCCCCAAGUCUUGAGAAACUCGACGUCAGUCUUAAUCGAUUAGCGACGAUACCCUCACCCAGCGAUCGGGAGCAGGGAGGCCAGCUCCUGCGGGACGUCUUCCCGAACCUGACAGUCCUUCUCAUCGCCAACAAUCACCUCGCAGAUCUGGACCCGGAGAGCAUCCGCGGUGUCAAGGUCGUCGAUGCCUCGAACAACGACAUCGCACACCUCAACCCACGGAUCGGACUACUAGGUGGUGCCGGAGGUCUGGAGCAGCUGAUAGUCACUGGCAAUCGAUUCAGGGUACCGAGAUGGAAUGUGCUUGAACGAGGCACGGAAGCGACGUUGAGAUUCCUGAGGGGCCGUGUUCCUGUCGCAGAUAUGGCUGCGUGGCGGGCAGAGAAGGGGGUGCACGCGGACGAAGAGGUCAGCGAUGUGGACUGAGAUUCAUCAGGCUGAUCCCAAGCCGUGGCUCUGAUAAUUGCUGACAGCAAUUACACUAAACUUGGGCAGUUUGACAGCCGUUGCUGUUUAUCUUCUGGGAGUGGGGAGUUCCUGGGAUUUGCUACUUUGCUUUGCUUUUUUUUUCUUUUUCCUUUCCGGCAUUGCUGACACUUGGGCGGAGAUACCAUAUUGAACGCUUUAUGCUUUACCGCGGCUGCAUGGCAGUAUACAAUCGUCAUCAGUCGACACGGGGUGGGGGCGCGGACAGCUUCAAGGACUUGAACUUUGGGGCGCACUGUACAAGGUGAAAAUAAGGCAAUAGAUGUAAAUGGUCGGUGGAUAAGGGGAGGACUGGCUGACAGGUUCAAGCAACAAUCACAAGGGGCAGCCGGGACGGGGGACGGGCAAGGACUGGUACAUCAUUGUAAUCCACAUUAGGGCUUAUUACCGAAACUGAAUUAUACCACCGA